UGACAACCAAAACUGACAUUUAAAGAUUUGUUUUUGUUUCCUGCGAAUUCUACUUUAAUUCUGUUCCUUUUGUUUAUAAUUUAUGAUAAAAAUGCUGAAAUUAAAAUUUACAUCCAAUCUUAUUAUUGUAGAAGUAUUUGAAAAUUUUGAAUUUACAGUAGUAAAUUAGGAAAAGUACUUUACUUUCCUAGUAAGGAAUAAUUCAGAAACACAAAUGUAAAGUUGAUUGAUACGGAUCAUAUUUCCAUUUCAAUAUUUUCUUGUUUAUCUUCGGUAAUUAUGGAAGUUUGUAGAAUUUGUCUAGCCAGUGCGAUUGAUAAAGAUAUAACCGAGUUAAGUACGGACGAUAAUGGACAAAUAAGAAAUUAUGCACAUAUAAUACUGUUUUGUUUUGGAAUUCAAAUCAUACAAGACUCAAAAAUGAGUACAAAAUUAUGUUCAAAGUGUUAUAAAAAAAUACUGUCUUUUUAUAAAUUUAAAACAUUAGCUUUAAGAAGUGAUACAUAUUUAAGAGCCAACAUAGACUCGGAGAUAAAAAAUGAAAUUUUCUUAAGAGAUGAUAUAAAAAGUGAGAUUGCAUCUCUAAGUGGUGAUGAAUUUCUUGAUGACCAUAAGAGUGAUGAAGUAAAAGAUGAGUUGUUUUCAAAAGAUGAUAAUAAUUUAAAAGACCUUCCAUCAGAUGAUGAAUAUUUGAGUGUUAUUAAAAAAAUUAAAUAUGAACAUAUUGCAGAAGAAACUAAAGAAAAUGACCCAUUCAAAAGAAAUAAAAAAAAGUUUAAGAAAUUAAAAGGACAAGAAGGCAAACUUCAAGUCUGCGAGGAGUGUGGCAAAACAGUCCGCAACCUAAAGGAUCAUUUACACCUGCACCAACCGGCGGCUGAACGUAAAAGAAUAAAAUGCAAAUUGUGCGAUAAGACAUUCUCAUCGCAUAGCGCUAGAUACAAACAUAAUAAGAUAAAGCACCUUGGGAUCAAACAAAGAUGUACUAUCUGUAACAAAUUCGUAGUAAAUGUAAGAUCCCACCAAUUGGUGAUGCACAAUUCGGCGGCGCUGCAACACGAGUGCGUCUCCUGCGGCCGCCGUUUCAUAUCUCAGUCGGCGCUGGAUGUUCACAUGGCCACGCAUACAAAGGACCGGCCGUUCAGCUGUGACCUCUGUGAGAAAUCAUUUCGUACAAAGAUGGUCAUGUUACAGCACAGGCGACAAGUCCACGAGAAGGAAAAAUCUCACUUGUGUCAAUUUUGUUCCAAGAGCUUCUUCAAGAAAUAUCAUUUACAAAUACAUUUAAGAAGUCAUACAAAAGAGAAACCAUACGAGUGUCCUGAUUGCGGCAAAUGUUUCUCGUCCACAACGAUCCUGAAGAACCAUAGACUUAUACAUACAGAUAUUAAAUUGUUCGCAUGUACGCACUGUGAUAUGACAUUCUGCAGAUCGGGGUACUUACGAGCUCACAUGGUGAGCCACACAAAGGAAAAACGCUACCCGUGCAAGUACUGCGGCGUUAAGUUCGGCCGCUCCGACCACCGCAAGCGACACGAGCACACCGCACACGAGCGCCAUCUACUUGCCGCCUAGCGAAGCCUGCUCGUCGAAUAGUGAUACUAACUUAUUGUAUAGCGACGUCUACUCGUCUCGGUGACGUCAUCUCGUCGUAAAUUGAUGCCAGCUCCUCAAGACUUCAAGAAGAAAACCAAUCGGUAUUCGAUUCUAUCACAACAAUUCUGAUAGAGAGACGAGAGGUCCCGCAAAGUGAGUGGAAAAUGUGGCCAUCUUAGACGCUGUGUUCAUAUAACCAAAUGUCAAUGGAGUCAUUAUCGGGUCAUUACUUGGUAUUAUUUUUAUUAUAAUUAUUUUUUUACUCGAGCUUGUUACAUGGAUACAUAUAUACAUAUCUGUCACACCUCUCUCCCAUUAGGGUAGGCAGAAACAAUGGAACGCCAAAUGCUUCAAUUCAAACAAGUAUCUUUCGCUUCUUCUACAUUCAUCAAUCAUUUCAUACACGCUCGCCGGUUACGGGUACUUUUAAUUUAAUGCAACUUCCAACUUAUUAUAUUUAGUAUAUUUUGAUGUUUCUUACCCAAAUUACAUAUGUAUGCAUGUACAGUGAACAAACCGUUGGAAUAGAAAGAUUGUUUUACUUAUUUGUAAGUUAUUAGUUUCGAUGAAAAUAUCUGUCAAUAUUGGUUACUAAAUAUGUCAAUUGAGAGUAAACAUAAAAAAAUAUACUAUGUUAUAAUGUAUAUUAUACGUAGAUUAUGAGUCCAUCUACUAAGCAUAAGGAUCAAGUUCUUUUGGUUUUUGUUAAUUAUAAAAUCAUUGCAUUUCAUAGUAACUAAAAUAUUGUUAUUUUAAAUAUAACUACAACCGGGAACUAUUAAUAUGUACAGUAGCCAAAACAAGGGUCACUUAUUUAUUUUGAUAUCACCUCUAAACAGGUGAAAAUCAAGUAGAUACAAAAAAGACAAAUUCUAUUCUCUUUAACAACUAUCCCAACUAGAGUCUUAGUAACUCUUAAAGAACAUUUGUUUAAACAAUUGGCUCAUUUUGUUUAGACUAAUAUAUUUUAAAAAAUGUACAUCGUCACUUUCAAUUCAAAUACAGUUUAUUCUAAACAGUGUCAGCAAUUUUUUUUAAAAUUGAACUAAAUUAUCUGCAUUGUAAAAUUCUUUUUGUAAUGUUAGAGAAGUAAACGAGCUGACAGUUCCCUUGUAUUGCUAGUGUGAGUUGCACAAAGUGAUUUAGGACAAAUUCACACUGUAGUGCUGGUCUCGGUUUGCUCUCGAUAAGGUCAAAUAUUACUACAUAAGAAACUAUGUAUGUAUUCACACUACAAUACAAUUCCAGAGUGUAUCUUCAUUAUGGGACCAUAAAGGUUACUGAACUUUACCAAUACAAUAUCGGAUUUAUGGCCGUUUAUAGAGGAUCAAUUGUUUUUAAUUUCUCCUCUCCCUUCUUUCCGUAUGGUGACGUCUUUUUAGUGAAAUAGGAGAAUGAAACUUGAGAUUAAACACAUGGAAAUAUGCAGAUACACAUUAUAUGAAACUUGUGGUUUCAUAUAUAUAUGAAAUACAAUAUAUAUAUAUAUUGUAUUUCAUAUAUUGUAUUACAUUCGCCCGAAAGAAAGAAACAGAUGUCGCUUUUUGCAGUUUGAUAUAUGUUAGUAAAAAAAUAAUGAAACUGUUAUGUUUUAAAAAAUCUAUUAAGUUUAAAAUAAAAUGUAUU
Messenger RNA from Galleria mellonella (greater wax moth), 3222 nucleotides. Its product is annotated as oocyte zinc finger protein XlCOF6.1-like. The transcript has 7 exons. Gene Ontology annotation, cellular component: nucleus. The coding region runs from base 280 to 1575 and encodes 431 amino acids. Lineage: Eukaryota; Metazoa; Arthropoda; Insecta; Lepidoptera; Pyralidae. Gene Ontology annotation, molecular function: zinc ion binding. The record is from RefSeq and is a predicted model, not a curated record.